This is a messenger RNA of Theobroma cacao (cacao), 932 nucleotides long. RefSeq lists its product as uncharacterized. The record is from RefSeq and is a predicted model, not a curated record. NCBI's taxonomy places the organism in Eukaryota, Viridiplantae, Streptophyta, Magnoliopsida, Malvales, Malvaceae.
UAUAAACAAUUCAAAAGAAUCUAUUUGCAUUAUUGAUUGAUUAAGUCCCCUCCUUUUUCUCCCCUGUCCUCUCCCACUUUCUCCCCCCUUUUUAUAUUCCCUUCUCUCUUUUCAGUUCCCUCACUCCCAAACUCUCUUGUCAAAGUUUGAGUUUUUCUCUCCUUAGUUCCUCUGUCUUUGCCAAGAUGAGUUCUACGAUGUUUAAGGUUUUGAUGAUCUUAGGUCUUUUGGCCACCUCUUGCAUGGCUCAAGCACCAGGUGCUGCACCAACAUCCCCACCAACAUCUUCACCAACGCCAGCUGCUACGCCAGCAGCCCCAACACCUUCCCCAUCGGCGACACCAACCCCAUCUCCAACUCCUUCCCCAACCCCAUCUCCAGCUCCUUCAACAGCUCCAACACCAUCCCCCACCACUUCCCCAUCUCCUUCUCCAAGAACUUCUUCACCUUCUCCUUCACCAGUCUCUUCCCCUCCUGCUCCUACCCCAUCAGGUGGGUCUACACCAGCCUCCGAGCCUUCAGCUGAAGUAGUCCCUCCUCCCUCUGCCGCCUCCACCAACGGUGUUUUCAUUGGUGCAACCGCCCUUGCCGCCACUUUCUUCGCCGCCCUUUUGGCUUAAGAAAGUGAGUCGCCGCCUUUUAGGCUGUACGCGGGCUUUUGGAUCAUGAUUCUUGAGGAUCUUGUUUUGUUGCUCUCUUUGUUCUUUUGAGUAGUGUUUCUUUUCUUUCUUUUUUUUUUAUUAUUUAAAUUUAUUUGUUAUGUAUGGGUUGUUGAUGAUUCUAUUAUUUUGGGUUUGGACGGUUGAUUAUUUCGGUGGAUGUGGCACGUGUAUCAUUUGAUGAGAUCGGACGGUUGUAGAGAUUGGGCUGGUGUACAUGAAAUAAAAACAGUUUGUUAUUCUUUUUACGAAAUCCAAUUUGUCAUGUUUCCA